Messenger RNA from Acanthamoeba castellanii str. Neff, 825 nucleotides. RefSeq lists its product as uncharacterized. Gene Ontology annotation, biological process: protein O-linked glycosylation via mannose. Lineage: Eukaryota; Discosea; Longamoebia; Acanthamoebidae. The record is from RefSeq and is a predicted model, not a curated record. The transcript is spliced from 2 exons. The coding region runs from base 1 to 825 and encodes 274 amino acids. Gene Ontology annotation, cellular component: Golgi apparatus.
AUGUACAUCGUCUGUUGGCUGGUGAUAUCCUUCUGGCUGUUUCGGGGCGCCUACCACUACGACCGCCAGGCCCCAACUUUUCCUCCGGUGGCUGCGGAGAUCUACGCCAACCACUUCAACGUCUAUCCGCACAAUGACCCCCUGUACCCUAACCGAUCAGUCAGCAAUCAUCACCCUUACCUUCGUCACCUCCUCAACCAUUGGAUCCACUUCUCCGAAGUCCUCGGGUUUCGCUACGUCGCUAUUGCCGGCACCCUCCUGGGCGCCAUGCGCAACGGCCACAUCAUCCCGUGGGACUCGGACAUGGACGUUGCAGUAGACCGCGAGACCGGCGAGAAGAUCACGCUGCUGGCGGCCGGCCACCCCGAGUCUGGCAUGUCAAGGUCUUCGUUCGACGGCCUCUCGAUCGAGUUCAACAACGCGGUCAUCGACCACCAGCCAUGGACCGACGGCGAGGUCCGCUUGAUCGUCAACCGAUACUUGGCCCUGGACCUGCCCGGAGGCAACGGCCCGCACUUCAACCGUACCGGCCAUUUGGUGCCCGACCAGGAGGACUCGGUCUCGUUCGCGGCCCUGUUUGCACGGCUGGUCAGCUACGUCGACAGGCGUUACGCGCACAUAGACAUCUUCUGCACGGAGGAGUUCGACGGCAAGUACGGCUGGCAGUCGGUCGAGGUAGGGCCGUCGAAGGCCACCUUUCCCAAACGAGUGGAGCCCUGCGCAUUCGAGGGCAGGAUGAUAUGGUGCCCGUCGAAGGAAGACUACGACCCGAUAAUGCAGAACAACUACGGAAACGACUACAUGGUGCCGCACCCUCCAUCGUGA